AUGGCUUUUCUCAAAUUUCUUAAUUUUGAAAGAAGGGAUUUUUUUUUUCUCCUGUUGUUUGAUUUUGCAGCGGCGGUCGCAUGGGAAGCAGGAAAACCAUUGGUGAUAGAGAAGGUAGAGGUUGCUCCACCCCAGGCUAAUGAAGUGAGGGUCAAAAUCAAAUAUACCUCACUUUGUCACACUGAUUUCUACUUCUGGGAAGCCAAGGGCCAGACACCACUCUUCCCCCGAAUAUUCGGUCAUGGUACAGUUGUUGAGAGUGUUGGGGACGGCGUUAAAAACCUCAAGCCCGGGGAUCAUGUGCUUCCAGUUUUCACAGGGGAGUGUGGGGAUUGCGUGCAUUGCAAGUCUGAGGAAAGCAAUAUGUGUGACCUGUUGAGAAUCAAUACAGAUAGAGGAGUUAUGAUUGGUGAUGGGAAACAAAGGUUUUCCAAGAAUGGGACUCCUAUUAAUCACUUUCUUGGCACAUCCACCUUCAGUGAAUAUACUGUUGUUCAUUCAGGCUGUCUUGCCACGAUCAAUCGCCUGGCACCUUUGGAUAAAGUUUGCAUCCUUAGUUGUGGCAUCUCAACAGGCUUGGGUGCCACCCUGAAUGUAGCAAAACCGAAGAAGGGAUCUUCAGUUGCUGUCUUUGGACUUGGGGCUGUUGGCCUGGCUGUAAGUUUUGGGAAACUUUUGUUCAUCAAAUCCUUAAUUCCAAUAGUUGCAUUUAUUUCCUUUUCCGGCCAGACACCACUCUUCCCCCGAAUAUUCGGUCAUGUUCACAUUAUGAAUGCAAAUGCUGAUUUUCAUAACAGAGUUGUUGAGAGUGUUGGGGACGGCGUUAAAAACCUCAAGCCCGGGGAUCAUGUGCUUCCAGUUUUCACAGGGGAGUGUGGGGAUUGCGUGCAUUGCAAGUCUGAGGAAAGCAAUAUGUGUGACCUGUUGAGAAUCAAUACAGAUAGAGGAGUUAUGAUUGGUGAUGGGAAACAAAGGUUUAGUGUUACACUCUCUGAGCAUAAUGUUAUUGCAUAUUUGAUGAUAUGUGUAAUGAAACUAGUAACGCAGAAAAAGGAGUUGAUUUUAAAACACAAACACACAAAUGGUAGCACAUGCAUACUUCAUAUACAUUCUGGAAAAAGCGAAGAAGCCAAGAACUUUGGAGUAAAUGAGUUUGUGAACCCAAGGGACCAUAUCAAGCCAGUGCAAGAGAUUAUUGCUGAGAUGACGAACGAUGGAGUCAACAGAAGCUUAGAGUGCACCGGCAACAUUAAUUCUAUUAUCUCCGCUUUUGAAUGUGUUCAUGAAGGUUGGGGUGUGGCCGUGCUUGUAGGAGUGCCAAGCACAGAUGCAAUCUUCAAGACUAACCCCUUCAAUUUCCUUGACGAAAGAACCCUUACAGGAACCUUUUUCGGGAACUACAAACCUCGGACUGACCUUCCCUCUGUUGUGGACAUGUACAUGAACAAGAAACUUGAAGUAGAGAAGUUUAUAACUCAUCGAGUUCCUUUCUCAGAGAUCAACAAGGCCUUUGACUGCAUGUUGAAGGGGGAAGGCUUACGGUGUAUCAUUAGCAUGGAAGAGUAG
Messenger RNA from Prunus avium (sweet cherry), 1566 nucleotides. The record is from RefSeq and is a predicted model, not a curated record. NCBI's taxonomy places the organism in Eukaryota, Viridiplantae, Streptophyta, Magnoliopsida, Rosales, Rosaceae.